GCCCGGCGACUCACGGCGACGUGGUCGCCGGGCCUUCUUCGUAAGCAAAACCGACCUCUCAAUAGAAAAGGAUUCGUUGCGAUGAACGCCAAACUAAAAAUCCGCCUUGCGGCGAUCGCGACGCUGGCCGUCGCAGCGCCUAGCCUCGCCAACCUGCCACUAGGUCAGCCGGUCGAGACCGCCUUCACCGGCGCCCCCGGCUGUGGCCAUGUGAUCGACCUGAUGAUGCGAUACGGCUCGUUCCACGGUUGCCUAGCCUCGCCCAGUUGUUCGAUUGUCCCUUCGCCCUACGGAUCGUUCGAGCUCCCCGCGAACGAGAUCGGCGACCUAGCGAUCACGACGGUCGUCGAGUCCGCCAUCAGCGACCCGGCCUGCGCCCCGACCUUCAUCGUCGCCGUCACCAACAACAGUGGCCGCUCGGUGUGCAAAGUGCACGUGUCGCUGGUGGCGCUGCUCGGCCCGAUCAAGCCUUGCGACCCCACCGCGACGGCGUGCAUCGAAGAGAUCCCCGGCGGCGCGACCGUUGAGAUCGAGGUCACGCUCCCUGUUGAGGCGCUGGCGAUGGGCUCCAACGGCGGCGCGCCGAUCGGCUUCCAAAAGCUGAUGGUCGCCGUGGACGCCUUCGAUUCGUUCGCCGAGAUCGACGAGUCAAACAACCUUCGAUUGCUCGACCGCGCCGAGAUCGCCCGUCAAGUGAUCGAGGUGGCCCCGCUGCAAGAGGCUGCCGAGGCCCUGGCGCCGGAACCGGUGACCGAAGAACUGGCGGCGCCCAAGUCGCAAAUCGACUCGGCCCUGGAAGAGUUUGGCAUCGACCAAGUCGAGACCGAAGCCGCUGCCGUGCGGAUGUAA
Messenger RNA from Symbiodinium sp. CCMP2456, 849 nucleotides. The record is from the annotation of a GenBank genome assembly. Lineage: Eukaryota; Dinophyceae; Suessiales; Symbiodiniaceae.